CUUCUUCUUCAUCCAUCAAACAUCUUAAAAUGGCGGUUGGAAAGAACAAGCGCCUCUCGAAGGGCAAGAAGGGUAUCAAGAAAAAGGUCGUUGACCCCUUCACCCGCAAGGACUGGUACGACAUCAAGGCCCCCUCCUUCUUCGAGAACCGCAACGCCGGCAAGACCCUCGUCAACCGCACCCAGGGUCUCCGCAAUGCCAACGACUCGCUCAAGGGCCGUGUCAUCGAGCUCUCGCUCGCUGACCUCAACAACGACCAGGAGCAGUCCUUCCGCAAGAUCAAGCUGAAGGUCGAGGACGUUUCGGGCAAGGCCUGCCUCACCUCGUUCAACGGCAUGGACUUCACCACCGACAAGCUCCGCUCGCUCGUCCGCAAGUGGCAGACCCUCAUUGAGGCCUCGGUCGACGUCAAGACCACCGACGGCUACAUCCUCCGCCUCUUCGCCAUCGGCUUCACCCAGCGCAACCGCAACCAGGUCAAGAAGACCACCUACGCUCAGUCGUCGCAGGUCCGCGAGAUCCGCGCCAAGAUGGUUGAGAUCAUCCGCCGUGAGGCUGAGGGCUCGGACCUCAAGGAGCUCGUCCAGAAGUUCGUCCCCGAGUCGAUUGGCCGUGAGAUCGAGAAGGCCUCCAAGGGCAUCUACCCUCUCCACAACGUCUACAUCCGCAAGGCCAAGAUCGUCAAGGCCCCCAAGAUCGACCUCUCCAAGCUCCUCGAGACCCACGGUGACGCUGCCGACGCCGCCACCGGCUCCAAGGUCAUCAAGGGCGGCGAGUUUGUCGAGCCUGAGCCUCUCGCCUCGGUCUAAGCAUAUGAUGCUAUAGCGCUUGGGUAGAGGUUGCAUUGGCAUGUAUACUUAUCGACAUUGGA
Messenger RNA from Vanrija pseudolonga, 871 nucleotides. It is a transcript of the gene RPS1, whose product is annotated as 40S ribosomal protein S1. Gene Ontology annotation, cellular component: ribosome; cytosol. Lineage: Eukaryota; Fungi; Basidiomycota; Tremellomycetes; Trichosporonales; Trichosporonaceae. The transcript has 4 exons. Gene Ontology annotation, biological process: translation. The coding region runs from base 30 to 809 and encodes 259 amino acids. The record is from RefSeq and is a predicted model, not a curated record. Gene Ontology annotation, molecular function: structural constituent of ribosome.